Molecule: messenger RNA, 1320 nt
Organism: Triticum turgidum subsp. durum (durum wheat)
Lineage: Eukaryota; Viridiplantae; Streptophyta; Magnoliopsida; Poales; Poaceae
Source: the annotation of a GenBank genome assembly
AUGGCAAGUGUCGUGCGGCAGCUGGCCGGCAGCAGCCUCGUACUGCCGGCCAAGUCGCGGUCGCGUGGCCGGAGCGGGUUGUGCUGCCGGGCGAACCUGCGCGGCGUCGGAGGUAACAGCACUAGUACCACCACGUCCGACCAGCGGCAGCUGGUGAGCAGCAUCGACGAGCUUACGCUCGCCCGGGUAGACCCCGUUGCGGGCGCCGAGGACCGCGUCGUGAUCGGAACGGGAGAUGACGGCGCCACGGAGGUGGGGAAGCUCCGCGCAGUCGCGGAGGCGGCGGCGGACCGGGUCCAGAUGCACGACAUCAUCGGCCGGCAGAGGGACAACUGGAACCACCUGCUGCUCCACUCCACCAACUCCCUCACGCUCGCCGCCUGCGUCAUGGCCGCGCUCGCGCCGGCGUCGACGAGCCUGCUCGCGCUCAAGGCGUCCACGGGGGUGCUCCUGGCAUCGGCGGCCGUCACGAUGGCGGCGGUCAACAAGAUCCAGCCCUCGCAGCUCGCUGAGGAGCAGCGCAACGCCACGAGGCUGUGGCGGCAGCUCGAGCGCGACGUCCGCGCAACGCUCGCGCUCGGCGCAUCGUCCGCGACCAAGGAUGACUUCUUCCAGGAGGCCAUGGACCGGGUGCUCGCGCUCGACGCCGCCUACCCGCUUCCGCUGCUCCCCGGCAUGCUGGAGAAGUUCCCCAACACCGUCGAGCCCGCACGCUGGUGGCCGAAGAAGAACCCGGCUCGUCACAGCGCCUGCAAGAAGAUGUCGUCCAACACCAGGCAUGGCGCCCGGCGAGCUUCCAUGGCCGGCGACAACGGCUGGACACAAGAACUGGAAGAAGAGAUGAGAGGCAUCGCACGGGUGCUCAAGGCCAAGGACGAGCAGGAGUACCUGUCGUUCGGUAAGGUGGUGCUGAAACUUAACAGAGUCCUCGCGGUUGCCGGCCCGGCGCUGGCCGGCACAGCAGCGAUCGCCGCAGCGUUCAUCGGGUCCGGCGAUGCCGGGACGUCUUGGGCGUCCGGGGCGGCGAUCCUCGGCGGCACUCUGGCCGCGGCGGUGAAUACGGUGGAGCACGGCGGGCAGGUGGGCAUGGUGUUCGAGCUGUGCCGCAACGUCACGGGGUUGUACCGAAAGAUCCAGGACGACAUCGAGGACAACCUCAACGAAGCCAACGUGGAGCGGAGGGAGAACGGCGAAUUGUUUGAGACCAAAGUGGCGCUGCAGCUUGGCCGGAGCCCGUCUGACCUCAGGCAGUUCAAGGGGAUGGCCUCACCGUCGUUCAGGGACGAGGACAUUAGGAAUUUUGCCGGGGAACUUUUCUAG